Hibiscus syriacus is the source of this 950-nucleotide messenger RNA. RefSeq lists its product as uncharacterized. The transcript is spliced from 4 exons. The record is from RefSeq and is a predicted model, not a curated record. The coding region runs from base 119 to 850 and encodes 243 amino acids. NCBI's taxonomy places the organism in Eukaryota, Viridiplantae, Streptophyta, Magnoliopsida, Malvales, Malvaceae.
UAAAUAUAUACCCUUCCCUUUCUUGUGAACCUCCAUAAAUACUCUUAUCUCACUAUCUCUCUCCUCUCAACUCCCCCACUGUCUUUGAUAACUACUGCUCGUCUGGUUUUAAGUGUUUAUGAUCAUCAUGAAGCCUGCAUGGUUGGAAGCUCUCUACACCCAGAAAUUCUUCGUUGGGUGUUGUUUCCAUGAAAGUGCAAAGAAGAACGAAAAGAACGUCUACUGUUUGGAUUGUUGCAUUAGUAUUUGCCCUCAUUGCAUACCCUCACAUCGUUUCCAUAGGCUUCUUCAGGUUCGUCGCUACGUUUAUCACGAUGUUGUGAGAUUGGAAGAUCUUCAAAAGCUCAUAGAUUGCUCUAAUGUCCAGGCAUAUACUAUAAACAGUGCUAAGGUGGUGUUCAUCAAAAAGAGACCUCAAAACCGGCAAUUCAAAGGGGCUGUAAACUAUUGUACUUCUUGUGAUAGAAGUCUCCAAGAACCUUUUAUCCACUGCUCUCUGGGGUGCAAGGUGGAUUUUUUGCUGAAACAUUACCAAGACCUGUCGCCAUUCUUGAGGAGAUGCAACACUUUAACGCUCAGCCCUGACUUCUUUAUUCCCCAAGAAAACGGAGACGAUGAAAUGACGCCACAUUCAACGAUAGUCGACAGUGACGAACCAAUGAGCUGGUCGUCGGGGUCGUCAUCAGGGUCGGAGAGUAUGAGCAUGGCGUACAGUUCUGAUCAGAUAGUGAGGAAGAAAAGGAGUGGGCUAUGUUUGUGGAGAUCAUCGGGUAAUAAGGUUUCGGAUGAGGAUAUUGCUUCAAGCAUGAGUAGAAGGAAAGGCAUUCCCCAUAGAUCUCCUCUAUGUUAGCAUACCAAAAAAAUAAAACGAAAAUAAAAAACCAAAGGGUUUAGAUUUAUAAAAUCAUCGCUAUUCUACUUGUAGUUUAGUUAUGAUAUUUUUUACUGAA